UGUUAUGUGUACUUUCCAUUUUUCAGUCAUAACAUGGAUGAAGUUAACAAAUGCAAAUUCAUUUUAACUAAACUGCUGUGGAACAAAGAACAAAUAGGAGACAUUCUUAAACAUCCAAAAUGCUUGUUGUGGUGGCUACAAUGCUAUUUGGCAAACACCAACGAUAUUUUCAUCGGACUGAAAGAUGCGGACGGUGUUGUGCGGGUUCCGGCACAGAUUCAGAAAGUAAAAGAUAUGCCAAAGAAUCAGCAUUGGAAACCGCACAUUUGUAUACGAUUUUUACAUACCCUUUUAGUUAAGAUGGAAGAAGUAAUGGCCAGCGUGAAUUGUCCCUACACGGUCUACAAAUUUGUGUAUGACUCUUAUUCAAGAUGUAUAAAAUUCAAAAUUUACAAAGGAAAGUCGGAAUACUCUUUCUUAUCGGAAAAAUAUAUAAAACAUUGCAAGGAAAAAACGAAGCACGAAUAAUUUUGUUUAAAAACUUCAAAGUUAAUUUUUACAAUGCAUUUUAACAUGUUAUUACUAAUCUAGUUAAUGAGUAAACAACGUUUAUUCAUAUACGCAACAAUCUCAUUAUAAAUUUCAUAAUAUACUCUAUACAUAGUUAAAUGUUAAUUAAUAUAGAUACAUAUUUACAUACGUAUAAGACUGUGUCAAAUAAGGACUAAUGUUUUUUUUUUCUUUUGGUCCCAUAUCAUAACUUCGUUGUCGGUGCAGAAAAAUUUCAGUUAGCGCUCGCAAACAUAACUAUUUUUAAUGAAAAAUACUUUUGCGCUACUUUUUUUAGUAAAAAUUAAAUAUAACAAAACAAACCUGUAGCCCAUUCAAUUCGGGUAUAAUAAGUGCAAGUUUGAAGUAGCUAGGACUUACUGUUGAGCUUUAGCUUUUUUUGUUGACAGUGUCAGUUAUUUUCUUCCAUACAAAGUGGGUUUAUAAAAAAAAAAUGAAACCUUCAACAAAAAAAUGCCAAAAAUUUGCAGUUAAUCCUGGUUUCUUCAAGUUUAUUUUAUUAUACUUAAGUUUAAUUGGCUACAAGGGUGUUUUUCUUUAUUUCUUAUAGUUAAUUGUUUAUUAAAAAAAGUAGUGAAAAAAAUUGUUUUCUUAAAAAAUUCUAACUUUGCGAGCGCUAUCUGAAAAAUUAAGAAUAGAGGCUGAAAUUUUGCCACGACAAUUUUUUGUGCCCGACAGCGAAAUUCCAUAUGGGACCGAAAGAAAAAAAUAGUCUGUAAUGUACACAUAUGUAUGUCUGUAUGUAAGCAUGCAUAAAUAUGUAUUGUCCUUAAACUCUAUUUAUAUACGUAUGUGGGUACUUUCACAUAAUUAUCUUAUUUUGAAAAAAAUAAAAAUAAAAUAAAAAGGUUUACUGAACGCAAAGCCAUAGAUA
Molecule: messenger RNA, 1384 nt
Organism: Rhagoletis zephyria (snowberry fruit fly)
Lineage: Eukaryota; Metazoa; Arthropoda; Insecta; Diptera; Tephritidae
Product: protein cutoff-like
Biological process (GO): NAD-cap decapping; nuclear-transcribed mRNA catabolic process
Cellular component (GO): nucleus; cytosol
Molecular function (GO): mRNA 5'-diphosphatase activity
Source: RefSeq, a predicted model, not a curated record